Sclerotinia trifoliorum is the source of this 2479-nucleotide messenger RNA. The record is from the annotation of a GenBank genome assembly. NCBI's taxonomy places the organism in Eukaryota, Fungi, Ascomycota, Leotiomycetes, Helotiales, Sclerotiniaceae.
GGAUGAUGAUCAAAUAUCCGAAUGUACCCCGGAUAUUCCUGGCAGUUUUUAUCUUCAUCAGUUAUGGCAAUGCUCAGUAUUAUCCCAUAACCGGGGUGACGACUGGUAUCAAUUCGAAUACAAAGGCUCGACCUUUCAGACAAAAUAUCAACGAUUUACAAAAUAAUACCCCGCAAUGGUAAGCUUCUCCGCAGUGUAUGUUUUGGGCAUGCAUCAUCUUCAUGGCGCCUCUUAUAUUGAUGUGGUUAUGUUAAAGGUCGAUAUACAUUCAAGCGCUUCAAGCCAUGCAAGCUGAAAACGAAUAUACUAAUGGGCUUUCGUACUUUCAACUGGCAGGUAAGUGGCUUCCAAUAUCUUAUACGAGUUAAUAGUUGAAGCACCCUCGAAGAAUUUACUUUCGGUAUUAACUUUUGAAACAUCUAAUAGGUAUUCACGGUAGACCAUAUGUUGCUUGGGAUGGUGUAAAUCAAGCUAUCGGUGCUCCAACUACAGGUUAUUGUACACAUGGUAUUGUGUUCUUACUUAAGAUGUGAAAACAAGUAUUAAUAUAAACUUUAGAUUCGGUUUUAUUCACUACAUGGCAUCGUCCAUACCUCGCACUCUUUGAGGUAUAUCCUCCCUCCCCUAAUCAGACAAAAUCGCAGCUCACUCACUUUCCAUCUCUAACCACAGCAAGUCCUUGCUAGCUAUGCUCAGAAAAUAGCAAAGAAUUACAUCUCAACGCUAUACCCCGACUACCAGACCGCUGCAAAUAACCUGCGCAUCCCCUACUGGGACUGGGGAUCCACCCCAAAUAUGCCCAGUAUCGUCAAUGUCGCCACUGUCUCCAUCGUAACACCCUCUGGCGCUACUACCUAUGUCAAUAACCCUCUUUUCAGGUACAAUUUCCAAAACACGCCACUAAAUCAGCAACAAUUUCCGCCAGGGGAUAGUGAUGGCAUGCUGGCACAGUAUAAUUGGACUGUGAGAGAUCCAGACUAUCUCGGUGGACAGAGUAAUUUCAACGCCGCAAAUACAAAUUUGCAGAACGCGGGUUUGGGAGAUCAAGUGGUGAGUUUGCUACUGACAUCUCAUUUGUGCCUGUGAUUCUAUAUGGUUCGAUGGACGAUUGAUAUAAAUUUGGAAAGUUCAGAGAAACGAGAUGCAUAUGCUGAUAUAAGCGAGGUGACAGUGGACAGCAGUUAUGAAAUCGAAAAAUUUCAACAACUUUGCCACGAUGGCUAGCUCGGGGUCGAGUAUAGAAUCACCUCAUGGUGCCGUACAUGUUCUUGUAGGAGGUGCUUAUGGACAUAUGUCUUUUUUGAGCUAUUCUGGAUUUGACCCAAUAUUGUAAAUUCUUCUUUUUUCGCUCCUCCCUCAACACUUUUCAUUCUCUGUGUUCCCCUAUUCCUGUCUCGUGCAUUACAAAAGAGCUGACCUAGCUAGUUGGCUCCACCAUGCAAAUGUUGACCGGGUCCUUUCCAUGUAUCAAGCCAUCAAUCCUUCGACAUACAUCACGCCACUAAUCGAUUACUAUGGCACCUACACUAUUCCCCCAGGCUCUGUUGACACCGCAUUCACAGCACUCAAGCCCUUCGCCAUCGACAGUUCUACCUUCUUCACAUCAAAUACCUGCAGGUCAAUGUCACAGUUUGGAUACAGUUACCCAGAGAUCAUGGAUUGGAAUAUGACAUCCGCACAAAUGGCAAGCUACGUAACAGGAAGAGUGAACGCAUUAUACAAUGCCGAUGGAAGUAAUUCGAAGAUCAAGAAGAGGAGUUUCAAGAGUAAAGAUCCUUCACUGAUACACCAAUUUGAAGGAUCAAACACGAACAAAACACUGCGAGAAUGGACAGCAGCACUCAGCGUCUCCAAGUUUGACCUCAAAGGUCAACGUUUCAUUAUUCGACUUUUUCUAGGGGAGAUACCAGUCGAUCCAAAGACAUGGGGGAGCAGUGAAAGUCUGGUAGGGAGUUUGGUCAUUUUACCUCCGCCAGGAUCUUCUGCCAACGAUGCGUCGAGGGCGUUGGCAUAUGAUGAGAUUGUUGUUUUGAGGGAACCGGCUAUUGGAGGGAGUUAUAAAGGCUACGAUGAAGAUGGGGAUGGGGAAGGAACGGAAGAAUUCUUGAAGAGGAAUUUGAGGUGGAGGGUGCAGCUUGUGAGUGUUUCUUUGAUAUUUUUAUUUUGAUGAUUUGGAAAUUGAUCAUUGUGCUGAUGAGGACCAAGGUUGAUAAUACUCCAUUACCCUCGACUUCACUACCCACUCUGAAGAUUAGCAUUGGCGAUGAAGUUGUAGCUAUUCCGCACGAUAUCACGAAAAAACCGGUUUAUGGGACGAAAACCCUGCAUCCUGACAUUGUUGUCGGUGGGGAUUGAGCGGGAUUGGAUUGAUAUGUGUUGUUUUGUGACCUAUUUGUUUGCCUUGUUCAUGAAAUGGAAGAGGGGAAACGAAAUAAAUUAAUAUGCAUUCGUAGUUAACGAAGGAAAGAAAUUGUAUAUA